Molecule: messenger RNA, 1851 nt
Organism: Pseudozyma flocculosa PF-1
Lineage: Eukaryota; Fungi; Basidiomycota; Ustilaginomycetes; Ustilaginales; Ustilaginaceae
Exons: 4
Coding region: 1-1851 (616 amino acids)
Biological process (GO): regulation of DNA-templated transcription
Source: RefSeq, a predicted model, not a curated record
AUGGAACCGACGCUCUUCUUGCAGACCAGCGCCACGUCCAGCCUCGCCCCUCCUCCCUCGUCCUCGAUCCAUCCCGCGCUCUCCGACAGGCCCGACGCCCAGCUCGCAGAACGUCACCAGAGGUCCCCCGACGCCACCUUUUCCCGAUCGACGAGCGCCUUGACCGGCCCAAACGGCUACAGCAACGACGACAGCGUCCCAAAAUCAGCGGCCGCUUACUCGCCCCACACGCCCCUCAACUCGUCCCGGGCAUACUACAGCGACGCUUCAGUCUACCCCAAGUCUGAAGCGCACCCCGACUCGCUCCCUGCGCUCUCUGAACAAAGUCUCGGUCACUCGUCUCCCGCCGGAGCGCAUUCCUCCCUAAGUGCGACGCCCAAGCAGCUGGACGACAACCUUUUCGAACGCAAACGAGGCGACGCCGUUGCCUCGAAGCCCUACCACUUUUCCCAGAAUCAGGUCGCGUACAAGUUUGACAGCAUGAGCAACGGCUACAAUUCGCCUGCCCAGCCCGGCUUCAAAGAGGAGAUCGCCAACCCGUGGGACCGCCGCGACUCGCUCCCCGUCUCUGCCAGCACGAGCCAGUUUGCCUACGACGACCAGACUAGCGGUGGCGACCGGUCGGCUAGGGGCGGCGCCCAGUAUGCCUCGGGCUUCACGGCCAGGGAGAGCUUUUCCGGGAGCAGCAGCCUGAGCCCGACGACCCACUCCUCGUCGAGGCCUCCCUCGCAGAUGCCGCCGCCGCUGCAGGACUCUUAUAUGCUCCACCGCGCCUCGAUCUCGGGACCGGUCAUGGGCUCCACGCCCGCCUACUCCGGAGAAGGCGGUGAGGCCGGCUUUGCCACGCACGCACCGCCCCGGGCCCACGGUCUCGCCGCCUGGGAGACUGCGUCGGGAGCAGCCAGGCCUCACACGGCCGACGGCAUGUUCGGUCAGUUUGGCUUCCCGGAGCCUUACUCGAUCAACGAGCCGACCAGCAGCGCGGCAGCCUCCUCCUCCGGCACGGGGCCGGCGAGCGCCUCUCUGGCGUCGGGCAGCAUGUCAGCUCCUCGAGGCUUUGCUUCCGGCCCGAACUCGGCGGCAGGCAUUGACGCCUAUGCUCAGCAGCGGCGCUUCUCGAUGCCCAACACGGCGGGCAUGGCCGGCAACGGCGACAUGGCAGGCAACGGUGGCGGAGGCCCGGGCGGCAACAAGGUUUUUUCCUACAUGCCGCCGAUGGACGACCUCGCGGGCCACGCGUACGGACCCAACGGCUACCACGGCCACAUGCUCGGAGGCAUGGGCGGCUUCGGUAACAAUGUGGGCAAAAAGCGGCCGCGCCGACGCUACGACGAGAUCGAACGCCUCUACCCCUGCAAGUGGCCAGGGUGUACAAAGAGCUACGGCACCCUCAACCAUCUCAACGCGCACGUCGCGAUGCAGAAGCAUGGUCCGAAGCGAUCGCCUUCCGAGUUCAAGGACAUGCGCAAGGCCUGGCGUCGCCAGAAAAAGGAGGAGGAGCAGCGCAGGCAGGCUCGCCAUCAUGCGGGCUACGCCGCGCCGCUGAGCAUGGCGGCGCCCUCGUCGCGGUACAGCAUGUCGUCGGUCUCGUCGUCGAGCACCGCCGGCUCGCUGCCGCCCUACGGCUACAGCAGCGCACCGCACUCGGCGUCGUCGGCCAAUCACCUCGGCGCUCUGCCCGGCUCGUCGUCGCCUGGCUUUGACGCGGCCGCCCACCCUUCUGCAUCGAGCCUCGGUGGCGGCGCCGAUGCAAGGCCGUACACUGCUGGAGCCUCGAACCAGUCCGGCACCACCUCGUACCCAUCUGGCGGCCUCGGCGCAUACCUCAUGGCCCAUCGCGGCAGCAUCUAG